AGUCCAGGGUGCCAGUUGCUGGGGACGGCAGUCAUGCCCAGCUUCUCUCAAGAAGGCCAGAUUAACCUUGGUGGGGUAUUUUCUCUCCAUGAAAAACCAGGUUACAGCCAAAACCUUUUUACAGUCAAGCCCAAAACCAAGGAUUGCCAAGGACUUGAUUUUAGACAGUUCCUGUUGGCCCAGACAAUGAUCUUUGCCAUUGAAGAGAUAAACAACAGGACAGACAUCCUGCCUGGAGUGACUCUGGGUUACAAGAUAUAUGACACCUGUGCCUCAGUAACGUUCUCAGUACAGUCAGCCAUGGCUCUGAUGAACGGCUAUGAGGAAAUGCUGACUGACACAUCGUGCUCCAGACCUGCAGCGGUAAAGGCUAUCAUAGGGGAGUCUGGGUCCACAAACACCAUUGCAAUUGCAGCAAGUGUUGGACUCUUUCAGAUCCCGGUGAUCAGUCACUUUGCCACAUGUGCAUGUCUGAGUGACAGAAAAGAGUAUCCCACCUUCUUCAGGACCAUCCCCAGUGACUACUACCAGAGCAGAGCACUGGCCCAGCUGGUCAAACACUUUGGAUGGACCUGGGUUGGUGCUGUCAGGAGCGACAAUGACUAUGGCAACAAUGGGAUGGCUACCUUUGUGGAAGCCGCCAAGCAGGAGGGCAUCUGCAUUGAGUUUUCUGUGAAAUUUCACAGAACAGAACCAGAAAAAUUACUCAAGGUUGUAGACAUUAUCAAAAGAGGAACAGCAAAAGUGGUGGUAGCAUUUGUAGAUAUCUUAGAAAUGAACAGUUUGUUGGAGCAGCUAACAGUUCAGAACAUAACAGGUUUACAACUGAUUGGAACUGAAGCAUGGAUAACAGGAACCAAUCUUGCAACACCAUCAAGUUACAGGAUUCUUGGUGGUUCCAUUGGCUUUGCUGUCACAGGAACAAAAAUAAACGGGUUGAAAGAGUUUGUAUUGAAACUUCACCCGUCAAACCAUCCAAACAACAGUGAUGUCAAAGACUUUUGGGAAGCUGCUUUCCAGUGUUCCGUGACAAAGGAAACGAGUUCCAAUUACAAAACACCCUGCACAGGAUCUGAAAGUCUGACUGAGCUCAAAAACCAAUACACUGAUGAAUCAGAGAUCAGAAUAACUAAUAAUGUCUACAAAGCAGUAUAUGCAGUUGCAUAUUCUCUUCACAGCCAACUAGAGUGUAUGCCACAAAAAGGCUGUGCAAAGAACCUUCAGACUGAACCUUGGCAGGUGCUUGAUGCUCUCAAAAAGGUCAAUUUCACACUGAGAACUGGAGAACGUGUUUUCUUUGAUGGAAAUGGAGACCCAGCCGCUAAAUACGAAGUCGUGAACUGGCAGCUUGGUCCUAAUGGUGCAGUGGAGUUCAAGGCAGUUGGCUACUAUGAUGCCACCUUACCGCCCGGUCAACAGUUUGUUAUGAGUCCAGUCGAUAUGGCUUGGGCAGGUGGUCAAAAACAGAAGCCCACGUCAGUGUGCAGUGAGAGCUGUCCCUCAGGCACUCGAAAGGCUGUGCGGAGAGGAAAACCCGUCUGCUGCUACGACUGCGUACCCUGCGCUGAGGGGGAGAUCAGCAACAAGACAGAUUCUAAUGACUGCAUCCCUUGUGAUCUGGAAUACUGGUCAAAUGAAAAAAGGGACAGAUGUGUGCUAAAAACUGUUGAAUUUUUGUCCUUUGAAGAAGUUAUGGGAAUAGUGCUUGUCAUUUUCUCACUCUUUGGAACAUGUCUGACUGUUUUAGUGGCCGUGGUGUUUCUCGCCCACAAAAACACUCCCAUCGUGAGGGCCAACAACUCAGAGCUGAGCUUCCUGCUGCUCUUCUCGCUCACCCUCUGUUUCCUUUGCUCUCUCACUUUCAUCGGCCGGCCCUCUCAGUGGUCCUGCAUGCUGCGUCACACAGCGUUCGGGGUCACCUUUGUCCUCUGCAUCUCUUGUGUUCUGGGCAAAACGAUAGUGGUGUUGAUGGCCUUCAGGGCUACACUUCCAGGCAGCAAUGUCAUGAAAUGGUUUGGACCUCCACAGCAGAGACUCACUGUUCUUGCAUUCACUCUCAUUCAGGUCCUCAUUUGUGUGCUCUGGUUAACAUUUUCCCCUCCUUUCCCCAACAAGAACAUGAAGUACUACAAAGACAAGGUCAUUCUCGAGUGUGACGUGGGCUCAGCCGUGGGCUUCUGGGCUGUGUUGGGCUACAUUGGUCUCCUCUCUCUCAUGUGCUUUGUACUGGCUUUCCUGGCCAGGAAGCUGCCCGACAACUUCAACGAAGCCAAAUUCAUCGCAUUCAGCAUGCUCAUAUUCUGUGCGGUGUGGAUUACCUUUAUCCCAGCAUAUGUCAGCUCACCGGGCAAGUUGACUGUAGCUGUUGAGAUCUUUGCCAUUUUAGCUUCAAGUUUUGGUUUGCUGUUCUGCAUUUUUGUCCCCAAGUGUUACAUUGUUCUGCUAAAGCCUGAACUAAAUUCACGGAAACACGUCAUGGGUAAGAUGCCCAAGAAAUCUCUUUAA
This is a messenger RNA of Scleropages formosus (Asian bonytongue), 2505 nucleotides long. RefSeq names its product extracellular calcium-sensing receptor-like. Gene Ontology annotation, molecular function: G protein-coupled receptor activity. Gene Ontology annotation, biological process: G protein-coupled receptor signaling pathway. The transcript is spliced from 6 exons. The coding region runs from base 34 to 2505 and encodes 823 amino acids. Gene Ontology annotation, cellular component: plasma membrane. NCBI's taxonomy places the organism in Eukaryota, Metazoa, Chordata, Actinopteri, Osteoglossiformes, Osteoglossidae. The record is from RefSeq and is a predicted model, not a curated record.